AUGCACUUCUCCUCCUCUUCCUUCUUCCUCAUCUUACUCACUACGGUCCCGCUGGCAUUGGGCAUUCAGGCGGAGACGGCAAUGGGCACCAGGCUCGCUGAUAGGGUUAUAGAGGCUAGCAAGAAGAAGUCGGAGGAGCUCCUCAAUGAGGUCUGUGCCUCCACCACCUGGCUUGGCCUUGGUCAGCAUCAACCUCAACAGGUUCACGAACAGAUUAAGUCGCUGACCAGCGACUUGGACCAAAGCACGGCAGAGCAGAAGAAGGACUUGGACUUGUUGAAGCAGGAUGAGGACUAUCAGGAUAAGGCCCUCGAGCAUACGGAGGCCAGGCUUAAAGAUAUUGCCAAUGAGAAAAUCACACUUCCCGAUUCGGUGAUGAGCAGCUUUAUGCAGAACAAGGCUGGUCAAGGGGAUAUCUUCGCACCUUUGAGGAGGGCCGCUGAGAAGGCUAGGGAAUUCGCCGAGAAGCUGAUGAACAGCUCGGUCGCUUUCGCUCGCUCGGCUGGAGGGCAUCCAGGCGAAGGGAAGAACUCCUCAUCUUUCCUCGAGGCCAAGGAUGUGGGGUACUUCCUUGGUGAUGCUGGUUCCCUAGGGACCGAGGAUGCUGAUACGGAUGCUGCUGAGAGGGGCCUUAGCUUGGCUCAGGAUGGGAUCGCCAAGCUUGACGCUGAUAUUGCGGCUCAGAGGAAGAUGUUGGCCACUGAAAGGGCCGAUCUAGAGAAGGAAAAGGAGUCUACCGCCAAGCUCGAGCUGGGGGAUGCCACUUUGGACGCUAAAGGAUCCUCAGUGGCGUCGCCAGAGGCACAGCUUGUUGAUCCCCUCGAGGACUCCUCAACUGAGUUCCCCGGCAUCUCUUUCCUCGAGACCCAUAACAGGGCGAGCUCGGUGGCUGCUGCCUCCAGGGCCCGGCUGAGCUCGUGGCUUCAGAGGUUCAGGAUGAAGCUGAACAAGGCUAGGGUGGCGGCUGGUCUUCCUGAGCUGCUUGUCAAUUCGUCCCAAAAGGUAACCGCUACGAAGGAGGAUAAGCCUGUAGAGAAGAAAGACGCGGGACUCGAGAAGAGCUCCCACACUAACAUGGAGAAGAUGGGAGAACAGAAGGAGUCCUUCCUGGAGUGGGCUCCUCUAAACUUUGGCCGUAUGUCAUUACACCCUGAAAUUUCCCUGGCGACCGCCACCACUGCUAAUGCGGACUUCUCCUCUUUUUUGGAGACUGGCCGUCGCCGCCGCAAUCCAGAGUCUGAGCGUGCCGAGUCUCUGUUGAAUCGUGUUGAAGACUUCGUUGUUCGUGAUGAGAUAAAGACCAAGGCUGAGCUUCAAGCCCUCCGCGGUGACGCUGCUGGUGCUACUCCUGGAGUUCUGGCCGAGGUGGCUCGCCAUGGGGUGCAUUGA
This is a messenger RNA of Perkinsus marinus ATCC 50983, 1389 nucleotides long. RefSeq lists its product as hypothetical. Bases 1 to 1389 code for a protein of 462 amino acids. The record is from RefSeq and is a predicted model, not a curated record. The transcript is spliced from 8 exons. NCBI's taxonomy places the organism in Eukaryota, Perkinsozoa, Perkinsida, Perkinsidae.